AUGCCAAUGGCGGGUGAUCCUCUACAGGCCGAGGAGGCAGAGGUCGAGGGAUUGGAAGUCGGAAUGGAGGAGGUGGGUUUCCGCUACAACGGCCCCGAGCCAACCACCUUCGGGGACUGGGCGCAUAAAGGACGUGUCACAGACUUCUGA
Symbiodinium sp. CCMP2456 is the source of this 150-nucleotide messenger RNA. Lineage: Eukaryota; Dinophyceae; Suessiales; Symbiodiniaceae. The record is from the annotation of a GenBank genome assembly.